Lolium rigidum is the source of this 1035-nucleotide messenger RNA. RefSeq names its product chlorophyll a-b binding protein 1B-21, chloroplastic. The transcript is spliced from 3 exons. Gene Ontology annotation, cellular component: membrane. The coding region runs from base 92 to 820 and encodes 242 amino acids. NCBI's taxonomy places the organism in Eukaryota, Viridiplantae, Streptophyta, Magnoliopsida, Poales, Poaceae. The record is from RefSeq and is a predicted model, not a curated record. Gene Ontology annotation, biological process: response to light stimulus; photosynthesis, light harvesting in photosystem I.
CUUCUCACAGCCGCCACCUCCUCCUCCUCCUCUUCUUGUUGUUGUCGUGUGGUCUUAGCGGAGCACGAAGCGGGCACCGAUCGGCAGAGCAAUGGCGUCGAGCGGGUUGAGGAGCUGCAGCGCGGUGGGCGUGCCCAGCCUGCUGGCUCCGUCGUCGGGGCGGUCCCGGUUCUGUGUGGCCUCCGCCACCACCACCUCCGGCCGCGUCACCAUGUCCGCCGAGUGGUUCCCCGGCCAGCCGCGCCCCGCCCACCUCGACGGCUCCUCGCCAGGCGACUUCGGUUUCGACCCUCUUGGCCUCGCCACCGUCCCGGAGAACUUCGAGCGGUUCAAGGAGUCGGAGAUCUACCACUGCCGGUGGGCGAUGCUGGCGGUGCCCGGCGUGCUCAUCCCUGAAGCCCUGGGCCUGGGCAACUGGGUCAAGGCGCAGGAGUGGGCGGCCAUCCCCGGCGGGCAGGCGACGUACCUGGGCAACGCCGUGCCGUGGGGCAACCUCCCCACCAUCCUGGCCAUCGAGUUCCUGGCCAUCGCCUUCGCGGAGCAGCAGCGCACCAUGGAGAAGGACCCCGAGAAGAAGAAGUACCCCGGCGGCGCCUUCGACCCGCUCGGCUUCUCCAAGGACCCCGUCAAGUUCGAGGAGCUCAAGCUCAAGGAGAUCAAGAACGGUCGGCUGGCUAUGUUGGCGUUCGUGGGCUUCGUCGUGCAGCAGUCGGCGUACCCGGGCACCGGACCGCUGGAGAACCUCGGCUCGCACCUCGCCGACCCCUGGCACAACAACAUCGGCGACAUCGUCAUCCCCAGGAACAUCUACAGCCCUUGAUGACGAGUCCCACCCGAGGAGCUGCACGCAUGGUUUUCAUGCAUGUACUGUCUGAAUGGAUUCAUUCAGAGGAACUGCUGAUGUACAACAACGUCGGCCACAUCUCUGCCCGGCAAAUACACCUUUGUAAUGUAAUGUGUAAAGUUUCAUCCAGUAGCGCCUACUGUUAAUUGUGAACGCAUCGAUCAAUAUAUAGCUGGCUCUCUGUACCAAAA